GUUAAUUGCUGCAGUUGUAUUUUUCAUCAACUGUAUAAUAUUACAAUAAUGUAAAUAAAUUCAAACUUACUCUCAGUAAAAAAUUAAUUUGCUGACAGCUAAACAGCUGAUAGUUGAUUGUUGAUAACUAGUAAUUAUUUAAUUGCUCUAUUGAUCAAAAUAAACAAAUUAUAACCUCAAGAUGGUUAAGGAACAGUUUCGGGAAACUCAUCUUGCUAAAAAAAUAUCUCACAUUACAUUUGCGAUAAACAGUCAUCAUGACAUUGCGAGACAAGCACAUGUUAAUGUCGUUUGUCAUCCACUUUAUUCAGAGCAAGAUCACACACCUGUGCCGUACAGUGCCUUGGACCCCCGACUGGGACUUUGUACGAAACAAGGUGAAUGUAAAACUUGUAAUUUACCAUACCUUGAUUGCAUUGGGCAUUUUGGAUACAUUAAUCUUGAGUUUCCAGUUUUUCAUUAUGGAUAUUUCAAGUCUAUUGUUAAUAUUCUACAAUCUAUUUGCAAGAAAUGUUCUCGUGUAUUAUUAGACGAACAAGCAAAAGCGCAGUAUGUUAAGCGCGUAUCAAAUCCUAAUCUUGGUUACUUAGAACGCAAAGCUCUGAGAUCACAAAUUUUAAAAAAGGUUAAAAAGAAGUCAGUGUGUCCAUAUUGUGGAGAUUUAAAUGGUGUCGUAAAAAAAGCUGGUCUGUUAAAAAUUGUACACCAAAAAUUCCAAAAAUCAAAAAAGAGUGACCUCCAAGUGAUGGCUAAUGAAUUAGUUGAAUAUGAAACGGCAAUGCAAAGUAAUAAAGAGUUAGAAGGAACACUUAAGACUUCUCAUUUGGCUUACAUCUUAAAUCCGCUUGAGGUGCUAAAUUUAUUUGAACGCAUACCAGUUAACGAUGUGCCGUUUUUAAUGAUGAAUCCAAAUACCGGUAUGCCAAAAGAUCUGUUAAUCACCAGAAUACCUGUUCCGCCAAUUUGUAUCAGGCCCAGUGUAAAAUCUGAUUUCAAAUCUGGUACAAAUGAAGACAACUUAACUAUGAGACUGAGUCAGAUUGUUUUGCUCAAUGAUCAAAUUAGACAGUCUCGGGAGAGAGGCAUGAAGAUGUUACAGUACAAUGAUGUUCUUGAGUUUAUACAAAUUCAUACUGCUUUUUAUAUUAACAGUCAAGUCACUGGAAUUCCUUUGGAUAAACAGCCAACAAAUCCAGGCCGUGGUUUAGUCCAAAGAUUAAAAGGAAAACAAGGUCGUUUCCGAGGAAAUUUAUCCGGCAAGCGUGCAAACUUCACCGCUCGUACCGUAAUAUCACCCGAUCCAAAUCUUCGAAUCGAGCAGGUUGGCAUACCAAUUCACGUCGCAAAAACACUGACCUACCCCGAGCGAGUGUGUACAGCAAACAUCGAAAAGAUGCGUCAGCUAGUCCUCAACGGCGCUAAUAAACACCCUGGCGCCAACCACGUAAAAAUAAUGAAGAACAAAGAAGUAACUUCAAUAUUCUUAGGUUUCGCCAACAGAGCCGAGAUCGCUCAGAAUUUGAAAAUGGGCGACAUAGUGGAGCGUCAUUUGCGGGACGACGACUUAGUAUUGUUCAACCGCCAGCCCUCACUGCACAAGCUGAGUAUAAUGGCGCACAAAGCAAAAGUUCUCGAGCACCGUACCUUCCGUUUCAACGAGUGCGUGUGCAAUCCUUACAACGCCGACUUCGACGGUGACGAAAUGAACGUGCAUUUACCACAGACCGAAGAAGCCCGAGCGGAAGCUUUAGUCCUAAUGGGAAACAAGUCUAACUUAGUAACGCCACGAAACGGCGAGCUUUUGAUCGCAGCAACUCAAGAUUUCUUAACCGGAGGAUUUUUGCUCACCCAGAAGGACACUUUCUUGAACAAAUCCGAGGCCUGGCAGCUAGCAGCUUGCCUCCUCGCCGGAUUCGACUCCAACAUGCAGAUAGACAUGCCAGAGCCGGCUAUAUUAAAGCCUCGUCCACUCUGGACCGGGAAACAAAUUUUCAGCUUGAUUUUACGCCCGAAUAAAAGCUGCAAAAUUCUGGCUAAUUUAAGAACUAAGGGAAAAAAUUACACAGAUCAAGAAGAACUUUGCGCGAAUGAUUCAUUUGUCGUGAUAAGAAACUCCGAGCUGCUAGCUGGCUCGAUGGACAAAAACACUCUCGGCUCUGGGUCCAAGCAGAAUAUUUUCUAUGUCUUGUUAAGAGACUGGAGCGAGGACGCAGCUACUACUGCGAUGUGGCGGCUGUCCAGAAUGGCGAGUAUUUAUUUAAUGAAUCGCGGGUUCUCAAUUGGAAUUGGAGAUGUCACUCCGGGUCAGAGAUUGCUCAAGGCCAAGCAGGACUUGCUGGAGCACGGUUAUAAAGUCUGUGAAGAUCUGAUCAAGCAGAUGGAGAGCGGGGAGCUCAAACUCGCGCCUGGCUGCUCUAUGGAGGAAACUCUCGAGUCUAAGAUUCUAAAAGAGCUGUCGGAUAUUCGAGAGAAGGCUGGCAAAGCUUGCUUGAGGGAGCUGCACCGCAGCAACAGUCCGUUGAUCAUGACUCUCUCUGGAAGUAAGGGGAGUUAUAUUAAUAUUUCGCAGAUGAUUGCUUGCGUGGGGCAGCAAGCUAUCAGUGGUCAUCGUGUUCCAAAUGGAUUUGAAGAUCGUGCGCUGCCUCACUUUGAUAGACACUCUAAAAUUCCCGCGGCUAAAGGAUUCGUUUCGAAUUCUUUUUACUCCGGGCUCACUCCGACUGAGUUUGUUUUUCACACGAUGGGUGGGAGAGAAGGUUUGGUUGAUACUGCUGUAAAGACUGCAGAAACAGGGUACAUGCAGCGGAGAUUGAUGAAGAAUCUUGAAGACUUGGGCUUGCAUUAUGAUAAAACUGUGAGGAAUUCCUCCGGGGGUAUUGUGCAGUUUGAAUAUGGUGGAGAUUCUAUGGAUCCUACUUAUAUGGAAGGUAAAGACUGUCCGGUUGAUUAUAAAAGGGUGCUGGAUCAUGUUCGUGCCAAGGUGCCUGAUAAAAAUGGAGAUGCUUUGUCAGGCUCGGAAGUUGUUAGUGCUGCUUCUUUGUUAUUGGCUAAAGAUGAUUUUAAAUGCUUGAGUGAGGAAUUUAAAAAUGAACUCACGGCGUUUCUUACUACGGUCGCGAGGAAAAUUUCUAUGUUGAGAAAAAAAUAUCCACCGAGUAUUAAGGCUGCUCAGCAGUUGGAGAGAAUUACUUUGACGCAAGUUUCGGAGUUUAUGUUCACGUGCAAAGAGAAGUUUAUGAGGGCGAAAAUUGAACCUGGCACUGCGGUUGGGGCGCUGGCUGCGCAGAGUAUUGGUGAACCUGGAACUCAGAUGACCUUGAAGACCUUCCAUUUCGCCGGAGUAGCUUCUAUGAACAUCACCCAGGGUGUCCCACGUAUAAAAGAGAUAAUAAACGCCAGCUCAAAGAUCAGCACCCCAAUUAUCACUGCUUACCUCACGGAAGAUGAAAACGAGGACUUUGCGCGUCGAGUCAAAGGAAGAAUUGAAAAAACAACUCUUGGAGAAGUAACAGAGUACUUUGAAGAAGUAAUACUGUCAGAUAGUUGUUUUCUUCUGGUGAAACUCGAUAUCGGAAGAAUAAAACUGUUGAUGCUGGAAGUUGACGUCAACUCGAUCAAAUACUCGCUGGAGACGGCUAAAUUGAAAAAGCACUUCAAGGAGGUGAGAGUUCACAGCAGCUCGAUACUGACAAUCGUCCCAGUUGCUAACGCUAAGCAGAGCAUGAGCCACUCGUUGAACAUUCUGAAAGAAGCGGUGCCCAAAGUUAUUAUCAAGGGAAUGCCUUCGGUCUCCAGAGCGAUUAUUCACAUUGAUGAACAAGCUGGUGAAAGUGGCUCCAAUGAAGAAGAGAGGAAGGUAACGAAGAAGAAGAAGUUCAAAUUGUUUGUUGAAGGUGACAAUCUUCGUGAAGUUAUGGCGACUCCAGGUAUUUUUAAUACCAAAACUACCUCCAAUAAUACGAUGGAGGUGUUCAAAACUCUGGGGAUUGAAGCAGCUCGUUCGACUAUUAUGACGGAAAUUAAAUUGGUGAUGGAGAAUCACGGGAUGAGUAUAGAUCGACGGCAUUCGAUGCUGGUUGCUGAUUUGAUGACCAGUUAUGGAGAAGUCAAUGGUAUUACUAGACAAGGUUUAGCUAAGAUGAAAGAAUCUGUUCUUAAUUUAGCUUCUUUUGAAAGUACAGCGGAUCAUUUAUUCGAUGCAGCGUACUACGGUCAGACAGACGUUAUCAGUGGAGUUUCCGAGGCAAUAAUUAUGGGAAUCCCCGCACCAAUAGGCACUGGAAUAUUUAAAUUACUUCAUAAAAAUGACAAAGAAGAACCUAAAAAACGUGAUUUAUUAUUCAGCGAUCCGGAAUUCCACACAUCUUCUGUUAAUGUGUAAAAUAAUUGCAUUUAGUUUAAUAACUUAUGUUAUGAUUUAUACUUAUUGCAAUUUAAUAAAAUGUAAUAUAUUUUUCAAA
Messenger RNA from Cotesia glomerata, 4460 nucleotides. Its product is annotated as DNA-directed RNA polymerase III subunit RPC1-like. Lineage: Eukaryota; Metazoa; Arthropoda; Insecta; Hymenoptera; Braconidae. Gene Ontology annotation, molecular function: DNA-directed RNA polymerase activity; DNA binding. The coding region runs from base 182 to 4381 and encodes 1399 amino acids. The transcript has 8 exons. The record is from RefSeq and is a predicted model, not a curated record. Gene Ontology annotation, biological process: DNA-templated transcription.